AUGAAGCCCUUUUAUCUGACAUCAUUGUGCAAAAGAGUGCGCCUUGACUACAGCUGCCUGCGAAAACUGAACGGCUCUUCGGAGGUAAGGCCCUUUUAUUCAACAUACCAUCCGUUAGCCGCUUGAUGUUGCUAAAGUUCGCAACAUUGGCAUCUCAGCACACAUAGAUAGUGGGAAAACAACCAUAUCAGAGAGGAUUCUGUUCUAUACGAAUCGCAUUUCGUCAAUGCACGAGGUACGUCUUCUCGCGGACAUAUUUCAAUUCACCUCCCUCAAACGUAAACCAUGCCAUUCUCAGCCUUGGCACAGAACCCCUUUUUUACGGUAGGGCAAUGAUGAUUCUCUUGAGUAG
This is a messenger RNA of Spirometra erinaceieuropaei, 352 nucleotides long. NCBI's taxonomy places the organism in Eukaryota, Metazoa, Platyhelminthes, Cestoda, Diphyllobothriidea, Diphyllobothriidae. The record is from the annotation of a GenBank genome assembly.